This is a messenger RNA of Cynocephalus volans (Philippine flying lemur), 6654 nucleotides long. It is a transcript of the gene UNC13C, whose product is annotated as unc-13 homolog C. The record is from RefSeq and is a predicted model, not a curated record. NCBI's taxonomy places the organism in Eukaryota, Metazoa, Chordata, Mammalia, Dermoptera, Cynocephalidae. Gene Ontology annotation, cellular component: terminal bouton; presynaptic active zone cytoplasmic component; presynaptic membrane. Bases 4 to 6654 code for a protein of 2216 amino acids. Gene Ontology annotation, molecular function: calmodulin binding; syntaxin-1 binding; phospholipid binding. The transcript has 32 exons. Gene Ontology annotation, biological process: synaptic vesicle priming; presynaptic dense core vesicle exocytosis; synaptic transmission, glutamatergic.
UAGAUGGUGGCCAAUCUUUUCAAGAGCUUGAUUUUACCUUACAUACAUAGGCUUUGCAAAGGAAUGUUUACAAAGAAAUCCGGAAAUAUAACCCAAAAAAGAGAGAAUUGUCAGCAGAAGAAGGAUCAAGACUUUCCUACUGCUGGCCAGACCAAACCCCCCAAAUUUUCUAAUACUUUGAAAAGCACUGUAAGGAAGAUUGCAAAGUGUUCAUCUGCUCGCAACUUAUCCACUGAAGAAGACGAGGCUGAUAGAGAGUUUUCUCUCUCACCAACAUUCAGUUACCGAGUAGCUAUUGCCAAUGGACUACAAAAGAAUAUUAAUGUAACCAGCGGUGAUAAUGAGGAUCUGCUUCAAGAGCUAUCUUCAGUUGAGAGUUCCUACUCAGGAUCGUUAAAUGAACUAAGGAGGAGUACAGAAAAUCAGGUCCAGUCAACACACACCAUGCCAGUUAGACGCAAUAGGAAGAGUUCGAGCAGCCUCGCACCCUCCGAGGGCAGCUCUGAUGGGGAGCGCACUCUACACAGCUUAAAACUAGGAGCUUUACGAAAACUGAGGAAAUGGAAAAAGAGUCAAGAGUGUGUCUCCUCAGAUUCAGAGUUGAGCACCGUGAAGAAAACCUGGGGAAUAAGAAGCAAGUCUUUGGACAGAACUGCCCGAAACCCAAAGACAAGUGCCCUGGAACCAGGAUUCAGUUCUUCUGGCUGCAUUAGUCAAACACAUGAUGUCAUGGAAAUGAUCUUUAAGGAACUUCAGGGAAUAAGUCAGAUUGAAACUGAACUUUCUGAACUUCGAGGGCACGUCAAUGCUCUCAAGCACUCCAUCGAUGAGAUCUCCAGCAGUGUGGAGGUGGUACAAAGUGAAAUUGAACAGCUGCGUACAGGGUUUGUCCAAUCUCGAAGAGAAACCAGAGACAUCCAUGAUUAUAUUAAGCACUUAGGUCACAUGGGUAGCAAGGCAAGCCUGAGAUUUUUAAAUGUGCCUGAAGAAAGGUUUGAAUAUGUUGAAAGUGUGGUGUACCAAAUUCUAAUAGAUAAAAUGAGUUUUUCAGAUGCACCAAAUGCUAUUAAAAUUGAAUUUGCUCAGAGGAUAGGACACCAAAGGGACUGCCCAAAUGCAAAGCCUCGACCCAUACUUGUGUACUUUGAAACCCCUCAGCAAAGGGACUCCGUCUUAAAAAAAUCAUAUAAACUCAAAGGAACAGGUAUCGGAAUCUCAACAGAUAUUCUGUCUCAUGACAUCAGAGAAAGAAAAGAGAAAGGAAUACCAUCCUCCCAGACAUAUGAGAGCAUGGAUAUAAAGUUGUCCACUCCAGAACCCAAAGUCAAGAAGAACAGUUGGCAGUCACCUGAUGACAGUGACGGAGACCUGGAAGCUGACUUCAAUAGAAACAGUUAUGGUGUGCUUUCCAAGUCAGAGUUUCCAACGAAGGGAAGUACUUCCAAGCCAAGCUCAAAAUCACACAGUGCUAGAUCCAAGAAUAAAACGGCUAAUAGCAGCAGAAUUUCACAUAAAUCAGAUUAUAGUAAAAUUUCCUCACAAUUGCCAGAAUCAGAUAACUCGGAAAAGCAAACCACAACCCAUUACGCAGAUGCAACACCUCUCUGGCAUUCACAGAGUGAUUUUUUCACUGCUAAACUUAGUCGUUCUGAAUCAGAUUUUUCCAGAUUAUGUCAGUCUUACUCAGAGGAUUUUUCAGAAAAUCAGUUUUUCAUUAGAACUAAUGGAAGCUCACUCCUGUCAUGUUCAGACCGGGAACUUUGGCAAAGGAAACAAGAGGGCACAUCUACCUUGUAUGACAGUCCUCAGGACCAGCAUUUGAAUGGGAGUAUUCAGGGUGUCCAAGGGCAGAGUGAAAUUGAGAACACAGAAACUGUGGAUAGUGGAAUGAGUAAUGGCAUGGUAUGUGCUUCUGGAGACCGAAGUCAUUACAGUGAUUCUCAGCUCUCUUUACACGAAGAUCUUUCUCCAUGGAAGGACUGGAAUCAAAUAGAGCAAGGAGCUGAUUUAGGCUUAGAUUCAUCUACCCAGGAAGGUUUUGAUUAUGAUGCAAACAGUCUUUCUGAUAAACAGCUGGAUGUUUACAAUAAAGACCUAGAAGACUUAGGAAAGUGCCACAGUGACCUUCAAGAUGAUUCAGAAAGCUAUGAUUUAACCCAAGAUGACAACUCAUCUCCGUGCCCUGGAUUGGAUAAUGAACCGCAAGGCCAGUGGGUUGGGCAAUAUGAUUCUUCUCAAGAAGCUAAUUCUAAUGAGCUGUACCAAAAUCAAAACCAGUUGUCCAUGAAGUAUCGAAGUCAAAAUGAAUUGCAAAGUGAUGAUUCAGAGGAUGCCCCACCCAAAUCAUGGCAUAGUCGAUUAAGCAUUGACCUUUCUGAUAAGACUUUCAGCUUCCCAAAAUUUGGAUCUACACUGCAGAGGGCUAAAUCAGCCUUGGAAGUAGUAUGGACCAAAAGCACACAGAGUCUCAGUGGGUACGAGGACAGUGGCUCUUCCUUAAUGGGGAGAUUUCGAACAUUAUCCCAAUCCACUGCAAAUGAAUCAAGUACCACACUUGACUCUGAUGUAUACACAGAGCCCUAUUACUACAAAGCAGAGGAUGAGGGGGACUAUAGUGAACCAGUGGCUGAAAAUGAAACAGAUUAUGUUGAAGUGAUGGAACAAGUCCUUGCUAAGCUAGAAAACAGGACUAGUAUUACUGAAAUAGAUGAACAAAUGCAGGAAUAUGAUCACCCUUCAUACGAAACACCUUAUGAAACCCCACAAGAUGAGGGCUAUGAUGGUCAGGCAGAUGAUAUGGUUAGUGAAGGGGGAUUAGAACCGCUAAAUGAAACAUCAGCCCAUAUGGAAAUAAGAGAAGAUGAAAACCAAAACAUCCCCGAACAACCACUGGAAAUCACAAAGCCAAAGAGAAUACGUCCCUCCUUCAAAGAAGCAGCCUUAAGGGCCUAUAAGAAGCAAAUGGCAGAGUUGGAAGAGAAGAUCUUGGCUGGAGAUAGCAGUUCUGUGGAUGAAAAGGCUCGAAUAAUAAGGGGCAAUGAUUUGGAUGCUUCCAAAUUCUCCGCACUCCAGGUAUUUGGUGGGGCUGGGCGAGGACUUUACGGGAUUGACAGCAUGCCAGAUCUUCGCAGGAAAAAAACUUUGCCCAUUGUCCGAGAUGUGGCCAUGACCUUGGCUGCCCGGAAAUCUGGCCUCUCCCUGGCUAUGAUGAUUAGGACAUCAUUAAACAAUGAGGAACUGAAAAUGCAUGUCUUCAGGAAGACCUUGCAGGCAUUGAUCUACCCCAUGUCCUCCACCACCCCACACAAUUUUGAGGUCUGGACGGCUACGACGCCCACCUACUGUUACGAAUGUGAAGGGCUCCUGUGGGGCAUUGCCCGGCAAGGCAUGAGGUGUCUGGAGUGCGGAGUGAAGUGCCACGAAAAGUGUCAGGACCUCCUAAACGCUGACUGUUUGCAGAGAGCAGCAGAAAAGAGUUCUAAGCAUGGUGCUGAAGACAAGACUCAGACCAUUAUCACAGCAAUGAAAGAAAGAAUGAAGAUCAGGGAGAAAAACAGACCGGAGGUGUUUGAAGUAAUUCAGGAAAUGUUUCACAUUUCUAAAGAAGAUUUUGUGCAGUACACAAAGGCAGCCAAACAGAGUGUCCUGGAUGGGACAUCUAAGUGGUCAGCAAAAAUAACCAUUACAGUGGUUUCUGCACAAGGCUUACAGGCAAAAGACAAAACUGGGUCUAGUGACCCAUAUGUUACAGUUCAAGUUGGAAAGAAUAAAAGAAGGACUAAAACCAUUUUUGGAAACUUGAACCCAGUAUGGGAUGAGAAGUUUUAUUUUGAGUGCCACAACUCCACAGAUCGAAUCAAAGUCAGAGUGUGGGAUGAAGAUGAUGACAUUAAAUCUAGAGUCAAGCAACAUUUCAAAAAGGAGUCAGAUGAUUUUCUGGGACAAACAAUUGUGGAAGUGAGGACCCUGAGUGGUGAAAUGGAUGUCUGGUACAAUUUAGAGAAACGGACAGAUAAGUCAGCUGUAUCUGGAGCCAUUCGAUUGAAAAUCAAUGUGGAAAUAAAGGGAGAGGAGAAGGUUGCUCCCUAUCAUAUACAAUAUACAUGUUUACAUGAGAAUCUGUUCCACUACUUGACUGAAGUGAAAUCUAAUGGUGGAGUGAAAAUUCCAGAGGUCAAAGGAGAUGAAGCCUGGAAGGUUUUUUUUGAUGAUGCUCCCCAAGAAAUAGUUGAUGAAUUUGCCAUGCGUUAUGGGAUUGAAUCUAUUUAUCAAGCUAUGACGCACUUUUCAUGUUUGUCUUCUAAAUACAUGUGCCCUGGUGUUCCUGCUGUCAUGAGCACCUUGCUGGCUAACAUAAAUGCUUUCUAUGCUCACACUUCAGUUUCAACAAAUGUGCAAGUUUCUGCCUCAGAUAGAUUUGCUGCUACCAACUUCGGUAGAGAAAAAUUCAUAAAACUACUGGACCAGUUGCAUAACUCUUUAAGGAUUGACCUGUCAAAGUAUAGGGAAAACUUUCCUGCCAGCAAUACCGAAAGACUGCAAGACCUCAAGUCAACUGUUGACCUGCUAACAAGCAUCACCUUUUUUAGGAUGAAGGUUCUGGAACUGCAAAGCCCCCCAAAGGCCAGCAUGGUGGUGAAGGACUGUGUCAGGGCUUGCCUGGAUUCUACCUACAAGUAUAUUUUUGACAAUUGCCAUGAACUCUAUUACCAGCUAACAGACCCGAGUAAGAAACAGGACAUUCCUCGGGAAGAUCAGGGACCGACCACCAAGAAUUUGGAUUUUUGGCCCCAACUUAUUACACUGAUGGUCACUAUUAUUGAUGAGGAUAAAACUGCCUACACGCCCAUCCUGAAUCAAUUUCCUCAAGAAUUGAACAUGGGAAAAAUAAGUGCCGAAAUUAUGUGGACUCUUUUUGCUCUGGAUAUGAAAUAUGCAUUAGAAGAGCAUGAAAAGCAGCGAUUAUGCAAGAGCACCGAUUAUAUGAAUUUACAUUUCAAAGUAAAAUGGUUUUAUAAUGAAUAUGUGCGUGAACUUCCUGCCUUCAAGGAUGCUGUUCCUGAAUACUCCUUGUGGUUUGAACCUUUUGUCAUGCAGUGGCUAGAUGAAAAUGAAGAUGUGUCAAUGGAGUUCCUUCAUGGGGCACUGGGAAGAGACAAAAAGGAUGGAUUCCAGCAGACAUCUGAUCAUGCCCUCUUCUCUUGCUCCGUGGUCGAUGUCUUUGCUCAGCUCAAUCAGAGCUUUGAGAUUAUUAAGAAACUCGAAUGCCCCAAUCCUGAAGCGUUAUCUCACUUAAUGAGAAGAUUCGCAAAGACUAUCAAUAAAGUGUUGCUCCAGUAUGCUGCAAUCGUAUCAAAUGAUUUCAGUUCAUAUUGUGAUAAAGGAAAUGUGCCCUGUAUCUUGAUGAACAAUAUUCAACAAUUGCGAGUCCAGCUGGAAAAAAUGUUUGAAUCCAUGGGAGGGAAAGAGCUAGAUCCUGAAGCUAGUACUAUUCUAAAAGAACUUCAAGUUAAACUCAAUGGGGUUCUGGAUGAGCUCAGUGUCAUUUAUGGCAAAAGUUUUCAGCUUAUAAUUGAAGAAUGUAUAAAACAAAUGAGUUUUGAACUAAAUCAAAUGAGAGCAAAUGGAAAUACCACAUCUAAUAAAAAUAGUUCAGCCAUGGAUGCAGAGAUUGUGUUAAGACCUCUCAUGGACUUCUUAGACAAAAUACUAAGUCUGUCAGCAAAAAUCUGUGAGAAAACAGUACUGAAGCGGGUUUUGAAAGAGCUGUGGAAGCUAGUUCUCAACAAAAUAGAAAAACAAAUUGUCCUCCCUCUGAUAGAUCAAACAGGACCCCAGAUGAUUUUCAUCGCAGCUAAGGAUCUUGGACAAUUAUCCAAACUGAAGGAGCACAUGACGCGGGAGGAUGCCAAGGGUUUGACACCAAGACAAUGUGCUAUAAUGGAAGUGGUCCUGGCUACCAUCAAGCAAUACUUCCAUGCUGGAGGAAAUGGCCUGAAAAAGAAUUUCUUGGAGAAAAGCCCAGAUCUGCAGUCUCUGAGAUAUGCUCUCAGUCUUUACACCCAAACUACUGAUGCCUUGAUAAAGAAAUUCAUAGACACUCAAACCUCACAGAGUCGCUCCUCCAAAGAUGCAGUGGGUCAGAUUUCUGUUCAUGUGGAUAUUACCGCCACCCCAGGAACUGGCGAGCACAAAGUCACUGUAAAAGUGGUUGCUAUUAAUGAGCUAAACUGGCAGACCACAGCAAUGUUCCGCCCCUUUGUGGAAGUCUGUAUACUGGGACCCAACCUUGGAGACAAGAAGAGAAAACAAGGCACAAAGACAAAAAGCAACACAUGGUCACCGAAGUACAAUGAAACAUUUCAGUUCAUUCUGGGCAAUGAAAACCGCCCAGGGGCCUAUGAAAUUCAUCUCUCAGUUAAGGAUUACUGCUUUGCCCGAGAAGAUCGAAUCAUCGGAAUGACAGUCAUUCAGCUACGGAACAUAGCAGAAAAGGGAAGCUAUGGGGCAUGGUAUCCUCUUUUGAAAAACAUCUCAAUGGAUGAAACUGGUUUGACUAUCCUUAGAAUACUCUCUCAGAGGACUGGCGAUGAUGUGGCUAAAGAGUUUGUGAGACUUAAAUCUGAAACAAGAUCUACAGAAGAGAGUGCUUGA